AUGGAUAUUCCUGCCGCUAGCUGCAGACACAGUGAAAGCUGGGCUACAGUUAACUUAGUUACCGCCACCCUCGCCUUGCCGCCUCCCUUGUGGUUACUGGAAACGCAUUACCUUCGCCGCAAACACAACUCAGACGACGUGUUUGAAAGCCCGUCAACAAGUGGGUAUGGAAUCUUUUCUGACGAACUACAGAAAUUAGAAAUUAGUUACAGACAAAAGGAACACAGCAAAAUUACCCAUAAAUGGCGUUGUAGCAAACGCGGAGUUUGGGGCUCCUGGUUGUGGCUGUUCUCUCACCACGACAGUGAUUCUACUCUAUCGGGAAGCACUACCGCCCAUUUAACAAAGAAACGUGCCGCACUAGCAGGCCGUUACGGUCGCAAACUCGUGGUUGGAAAUCCCAGCUACUGGGCCAAGUCGCGAGCGUCACGUCAUCCCGACCGCUCCCGUGACUUCUAUUCAAGAUCCGAGUAUUUGUGCAGAUGGCGCGAUAAAUCCUGCCAGCCCGACCAGGAACCGCGCCCUCCGCUUCUGCCACAUAACCCGUACGUGUUAAGUGAUUCGACCCCGGAAACGCGAACCCUUUACAAAUUGGUGUCAGAAGCGGGAUACUGCACAAAAUCGUUGUGUAAGAAAUUGCGCAAAAUAAUAAAAUCAACACGGAGGAUCGACAAAAAUCCAACCCGUCGCGAACAUAGUGUAGUACCAGUGUUAAAAGUAAAAGCUAAUCCGGAAAGUGAAUUAUACGCAAAUAACACGCGGUUUCAUUUUAUCAGUUCAUUUAGGUCGCUCUCAUCGAGAUCCACAUCGGAGGAAGGAAUGAAGAUUCUUUUUCUCAUUUUGUGCAUCACACCAGUGAUUGCAACCUAUCAGGUCUUGAACAUCAAUUCAUCGUCUGGGAUUUUCUUUGAAAAUUUAGGACCGGCAAGCUUUUUCUCCGAAACUUGGAAUUUAGUAGUCCAUUUCAACGUCUCCACGGUCUUAGAAAAAUUUAAUUUUGUUAAUAAUACGUUCCAUUCAACCCAGAACAUAUGUUUAAUCGUUCCUUUUCAUCUUGAAAAAACUUUAUGUAAGCAAUCCUUAUCACUUAUUCAACAUGAUAUCAACCAUAUUCACGUCAAAUAUUCAUCUUUCAGUGAGCUAAUUGGUCAUAAAUCUCGCAAAAAGCGGGGAAUCAUAAAUGGCGUCGGCAGUGUUCUUAAAACAUUAUUUGGUACCAUGGACGAUGCAGAUGCUGAAUAUUAUACUGAUGCAAUAAACAAAGUUAUUUCAAACAAUGCUCAUAUUAAAGAUUUAUUAGAAAAACAAACACAAAUUGUUCAAGAAAGCCUCACUACUUUUAAUAAAACUUUCACUAACUUUGAGAGAUAUAAGCAAAAACUAAACGAAAAUAUUGCAGUUUUUAAUAAUUUUACAAACUUUAUUGAGAAUUUUACAGAUGGCAUUAAAGUAAGUCAACUAGUCACAGAGCAUAUGACGUUGUUAUUACAAUUAACGCAUUCACUUGAUAAAGAUUUUGACAAUUUAAUAUCCGUUGUCUUAUUUGCUCAAAGGAAUCAAGUACAUCCAUUUAUUAUCACUCCUGAACAAUUUCUUAGAGAAUUAAAGAGCACACUUUCUUAUGUCCCCAGUUCAAAAAAAUAUCCUUUACCCUUAAUAUCUGGAAAUGCUCACGAUCUUCUAAAACUUACUGAAUUAAAACUAUUUUACUCCCAUUCGGAAUUAAUCUAUAUUAUUUCAGUUCCAUUAGUUAUGGAUAUCACCUUUACUAUAUACCAUUUAAUCCCUUUGCCAGUACCACACGACAAAGACCACGACAGUAACACAACCUAUGUUUUUAUCCAACCGCAAAAUAAAUAUAUUGCGAUGUCGAAUAACAGGUUACAAUAUUUGGUAAUGUCGGAUCUAGAAUUUUGCAAAAUCAUCACCGGUAAUGUUAGGAUUUGUAAACAAAAUAACAUUCUUUAUCAAACUCAUAAUCAUCCCAUGUGCGAAACUCAGUUAAUGUUAAACACUAGAACCAUUCCAAAAUCUUGUAUUAUCCAUCUCAUUAGAGGUAAUAUUAACACUUGGUAUAAGCUACAGCAUUUAAAUAAAUGGUUAUUUGUGUUAUCAGAAGAACAAACUUUGAAUAUAGUAUGUAAUGAUGAUAUACGAAAUCUAAACAUAAAGUUAUUAGGCAUUGGAAUUUUCUCAUUAGAUAAUAAUUCAUGUAAAGCGUAUAGUAAAUCGGUAACCCUUGUACCAUCAAAAGCAUUUAUUUCCGAAUGUGAAUCAUUUUCACCUAGUUUAAGUUUAUUAAAUGAUACAUGUUGUACUUCCCAACGAAUUAAAAAUGCUAUUGACAGAUACCCUAUUAAGGAAUUUCACACUGAAAAUGUUAAUCUCGAUGUAAUCAACUCUUUGUCUCAUCGUUUAGAUGUUGUACAUAAGGAAAUUAUUAGUUCUCAAAUAUCUCCGCACCUCAUUCAUCAUUCUUGGUUCACACAAAUCAUAACGUACUUAAUUUGUGUAAUAAUUUGUUGCUACAUCUUUGUAAAAUGUUAUCAGAAACGAAGUUUUCUUUGUAAAUACAUAAUGUGUAUGCGCAAAAAUAAUGCAGGUCGAGACGUGUGUUUAAACGUCUUAAAUCAGCCGAUGACUGCUCCAGCAACAUCUCCAACCCCAGUAGCUGCAACUGCUACAACUACAACUACAUCAACACCAAUGAUGGUUGUUCCACAACCGUCAUCAACAAGUGCUAGUGCUAGUGCGCGCGUUAAUCAAAGUGAUUUUGUGCAACUUGGUGCAAAUCUUCGAGCGCAUUUUAAUUGAGCUUGUUACCUUUCUCUAAGGGGGGAGGGAAUGUUAUGUACACUGCAUCAACAUUAUUUCUAAUAGUAGUUCUAUACACAUUAGCAUUUAUCUUUUGUUAAACUAAUUAGUAAUUAUGGGAAACUUUUGAACAUCAUGUGAUGAUUUCAACCCUUGGACAUCAUGUGAUGAUCCAGUACACUAGACCCUAAUAUUUGUACUGAUAGCAACCGUUAUAUAUAUAUAUCCCCAAACUCAUUGUAAGAACACAACAGAACAAUAUUAAUAAUAGAACUGU
Messenger RNA from Zophobas morio, 3091 nucleotides. RefSeq lists its product as uncharacterized. The coding region runs from base 1 to 2814 and encodes 937 amino acids. NCBI's taxonomy places the organism in Eukaryota, Metazoa, Arthropoda, Insecta, Coleoptera, Tenebrionidae. The transcript is spliced from 5 exons. The record is from RefSeq and is a predicted model, not a curated record.